Phytomonas sp. EM1 is the source of this 234-nucleotide messenger RNA. The record is from the annotation of a GenBank genome assembly. NCBI's taxonomy places the organism in Eukaryota, Euglenozoa, Kinetoplastea, Trypanosomatida, Trypanosomatidae.
AUGGGUUUGACGUGGGAUGCGGUCGACAGCACACCACACACAGCGCUGCUCCAGCCGUGGGUUUCGAACCGAGAAAACGAAGGAGCCCCCUUCGACGCAACAUGGCGCCUCGCGAGCAGCGGGGCCACGGGAUUGGUCGUCUCCGUCGACCUUAGCGUCGCAUUUAGUGAGAUUCUGAUCGGAGUCUUCGUCGCUCUCGAUGGGUUCAACUAUGAUCGCACGCGCUCUAGCUAG